This is a messenger RNA of Melanaphis sacchari, 981 nucleotides long. RefSeq names its product vascular endothelial growth factor A-like. The coding region runs from base 67 to 873 and encodes 268 amino acids. The record is from RefSeq and is a predicted model, not a curated record. The transcript is spliced from 6 exons. NCBI's taxonomy places the organism in Eukaryota, Metazoa, Arthropoda, Insecta, Hemiptera, Aphididae. Gene Ontology annotation, molecular function: growth factor receptor binding; growth factor activity. Gene Ontology annotation, biological process: positive regulation of protein autophosphorylation; positive regulation of cell population proliferation. Gene Ontology annotation, cellular component: membrane.
UUAACCUACCACUUUGUAUCAAGGUACAGUUAACGCAAUAACGCAAUUUUAAUAACACUAUUCAUAAUGUGUCAUACUUUAAUACUUUAUUUGUUACUACUUGUGAUCACAACAACGACUACUUUUGACAAAAAAUAUCAGUUCAAACUUUUUAAAGAUUCUUUUAAUGAAAACAUCCACAACAUCUACGAACAUGGACCCGAACAACCUUGUGGUGGACAUAUUAUCAAUUCAAAUAGUCAUAAAAUUAAAAAGUUUCCAGAAAUACCGUUGGACAUUAUAAUGGAAUUAAAUCAGGUUAAAAGUGUUUCAGAACUAUUUCAAAAGUUUAUGCCACAUAUCAAUAUUCAUGAAAUAUUAAAAUACGAAACUAAUGAUGGUCAAAAUUCGACAAUUAUUCCAAAAGCGGCCUCUUGUACCACAGAAAAUCAAACAGUUAGUUUGAGAGAUGAUAAUAACCCAAAUUUAUACUAUUCACCACCCUGUACACGGGUGAAGCGAUGUGGUGGUUGUUGUGGUAGCAGUUUGGUUUCCUGUCAACCAACCAAAGUAGAGAUGCUCAAUUUUGAAGUUACCAUUCUACAAUAUAAUGAAACGUUUACUUUCAAAGAAAAAAAAAUUAUUACUGUAGAGCAACAUGAGAAAUGUAAAUGUGAUUGUAUCAUCAAAGAGAAAGACUGUAAGCCUUCACAAAGGUAUAAUGCCAAAGAAUGUCAAUGUAUUUGCAAUAAUUUAGACGAAGAAGAAGAAUGUGAUAAUCAAGGAACAAAGAUAUGGAAUUCAGACACUUGUUCAUGUCAAUGUAUUGAAGAGCAAGAAUGUACAACAGGAUACAAAUUUGAUUAUAAUACAUGCAGCUGCGAAUUAGCAUAGAUGAAGACACUGAAAUAAUUCUUUCUUACCAUUCAUAUAAAUACUUAUCCACUUAAACAUGAAUUUAAUGAAAACUUCUAACUUAAUUCAGAGAAGUUAUUUUAAUUA